AGAGCCUAGUUUAUAAAACAGCAUAAUAUAUGAGACUGUGAAAAGUCUUUACAAUAUAUAUGGCACUGCACUUCAUUGCGCAGUCUGUGGACCAAGACCACAGUGGCGGCCCUUGGCUUGCCUCUUUCCCUCCCCCUCCUGCUGUCUCUCAUCCCUUCUGUGGGCAAUAUGACUAUGGGUCUUUUGGGGACAUACAUGGCAUUAAAAAUCCUAUGCAAUAAGUCAAAUUUGGAAGGAAAAAACCAAUAUGUUCCUUAUUGGCGGCCACUUGAGCAGGCUGAAGAGGGAGACAUUCACAGCACUUAGUCUCUAAAGCCUGCUGAGGGACUCUUGCAAUAACAUUAUGGAGCCAUUUCGGAAAGUGCCUCCUACAGGCCACUACAUGUGUGUCUCCUGGUGCAUUUGCAAACUUGCAUAUGUAUACAACAUCGACCUGAAAUAUGGCACCAGUAGCCAGAAGUGACAUAUUUUGGCAUUAUUUGAUGCUAAUUACUACUAGUAGUUAAAAAGUUGGCAAACUCUGGCCAAGGCCUCUCUGUGCAAUCCAUCUGCCACAAAAUCUGGUGGGGCCCUCCUGAUUAUACAUGCUUGGGAUGGGGUGUGCAUUUCUGCCCUGUUGGUUAUAUUUGUUUGCUAUUGGUUAUACAUAGGUCCUUGGACACUUUUAUUUUGCCGGUUAUAUUUUGCAGCCUCUAAAUCUUACUUUCUACUCAUCCCACACAUCAUGAUACCUCAUAUUUAAGUUUUUUGCUUUAAAGUUUGAGAUUUUUUAAUUAUUAUUAUUUUCCAUUUACUUAUUAAAGUAUUUUAAGUUAGUCUCAAUAUAGUACCUGGUACAGGUUUAUGGGAGGAAGUUGUCUAAAAUGGUCUGGGGCAUUUAUUGAUCAAGCAGACCCAGAUAGAAUAUGUAUAUCUCAAUGCUAUUUUCUUUCUUUUUCAGGCUUCUGCGCCAUCCACCAUUACUGUCUCACUGGCCAACUUCUCUGGUGCUGGGUGACCAUGGCCUUGCUGCUGCCUGGCUAUCUGGCCCAAGUCCUCAGUUUCCUUUGGUUUCAGGCAGAUGGUCACAAACCUGGCUGCUCUCUAAUGCUAAUACAUAUUCUGCAGCUUGGCAUUUGGAAGAGGUACUGGAAUGCUCUGUGGUUGGCUCUAAAGGAAGGAGGGUCCUCUUUCAUAAGAGAAGUCUGUAUGCAGCAGGGAGAUCUUGCUGUCCUGAGACUCCUAGAAGCCCUGCUGCAGACACUGCCUAACCUCCUCUUGCAGGCAUAUGCUUGUGUUGUGAUGGAAGCAAAAGGUAUUGUCCCAGGCUUGAGUGCUGGCAUAAGCCUCCUUUCCCUUUCCUGGGCUUUGGUCUCUUACAGCCGCUUUGUGUGCCUUAUAAAGCCAGGUCAUCUCUCUAUGCCUGGAGCAGCCCUUCUCUGCCAGUUACUAUGGAGGACUGGAAUGAUAGGAACCAGAGUCAUGUCCUUGGUCAUUUUUGCAAGAGUGUAUCACUUUUGGGUUUUGGUUCCCGCAGGUGCUCACUGGCUGGUGAUGUCCUACUGGAUUGUGGCCCAGCAGACAGACAUCUUCAGAAAUCCCUGGCACUGGAAAUUAUUCAACUUCCUCACAGGAGCCAUAUACACCUUUUGCUACAUCAGCUUCAAAGAUGGUUCUUCCCGUUAUAGAAUGGCUGUCUUUUAUAUACUGAUGCUUUCAGAAAAUGCCCUUCUGUUGUUGAUGUCAAUGGACUUCCUGCAGGAGAAUCUGUGGAGUAGCCUCUGGAUUAUAGGAGCAGUUAUGUCUGGAUUCAUUGUUGGCUCAGCAGCUCUGGUCACUUACUAUAGCUUGUUGCAUCCUAAAUCCUCAGAAAUCUGGCAGAAUUUUCUGAAAAGACCAUGUACUGUGGUGUCUGAGAAUCGCAAAGGAACUGAUGGAUCCAUUUUCCAAUCCAUGAACCAAACCAUCAGGAGUACUGUAGUUUCAGGUUUGCAAAACAUUGAAGUUUCCAGUGAAGAGUCUUCCAUGCAACAGUUGGGAAUACCCAACAUCUCAUCUUUAGUAGACCUUGGGGGACCUGGCAGUGGUAAGGACUCUUGGGGAAAUCAUCACCACUGGCUCUUAAUAAAGCUGGCCCUGAAAACUGGAGACAUCUCCAAAAUAAGUGCUGCCUAUGGAGAAGUUGAUCUUGAAAGUUUGUAUCCUGUAGUAGGGGUAAAACACAAGCAGUCCAUCUCCAAGCUUGAUCCCAGAAGAAAAUUGAUAUUUUCACCAAAGGGAAGAUUCCCCGUCAGUCCUAAGUCCAGAGUGAUGAAGCAGAGAUUCCUUGAAGAAGAGAACACUGCUGAUAACUUGAGUAGGAAUGUGAAAAGUUCUUAUGCCACUUUGUCAAGCAGGAAACAUGUCACUGUGGACUCCAUUCCUGAAGAAUGCAGCUCAAUCACAAACCCAAUCCAACACAUCCCUUCCGUUGGCACAGACUUGAAGAGCAUACAUGAAUGUUGCUUAAGCAAACAGAGAGGCAUACCUGCCAUUAGCCAUGAAGGGCAUAGCAAAGGGGAAGCCGAGCAGCAAGUGCAGAUGUGCACAAGUCUGUCUGUGUACGUCACUGCCAGCAUAGAGAAGGAUGCUUCUCCAGACACAAAGGAUAAGACAGCAGCAGCAGGUGUGGAUGGCAGGGCUGGCACCGCAGGAGACAACCAGUUAGGUGAAGCAGGAGGAUUUCUGCUCCCUGCCGAUAAUGCAAGUCCAAUAUUGGCAGUAAGCACAAAGGGCUGCCUUCAAAGCAGUCCUGUGUGCUGCUUCCCUACCCAUUACAGUGCCCCAGCAUCACCUAAAUGUUCAGACCAAGAAGGAAUGUUGAGGGUUCAAUGUAGCUCUUCAAACACCAACCUCUAUGGGAUUUGGGUUGCUGUGUUUAAAAGGAACCAGAGUUCAGCAGAGGAACCUUGGCUCACAUCCACUCCUAAGACUGACACCACUGGCCAAGGCUGAAUAUUGUGAGAAAGUGCAAAGGGAGGACAAAACUUCCUCUGGGCUGAGGAAGCCGCAGAAUUUGAGUGGUGCUCAGAGACUGUUCAAUGUUCAAAUGCAGUUCAAUGUUAGCAAGUGUAAAGUGAUGCACAUUGGGACGAAAAACCCCAACUUCAAGUAUAUGCUGAUGGGAUCCGAGCUGUCGGUGACGGACCAGGAGAGGGAUCUUGGGGUUGUGGUUGACAGCUUGUUGAAAGUGUCGACUCAAUGUGCGGCAGCUGUGAAAAAGGCAAAUUCAAAGCUAGGGAUCAUUAGAAAG
Hemicordylus capensis (graceful crag lizard) is the source of this 3271-nucleotide messenger RNA. RefSeq names its product XK related 5 (gene XKR5). The transcript has 6 exons. Lineage: Eukaryota; Metazoa; Chordata; Lepidosauria; Squamata; Cordylidae. Gene Ontology annotation, cellular component: plasma membrane. Gene Ontology annotation, biological process: apoptotic process involved in development; engulfment of apoptotic cell; phosphatidylserine exposure on apoptotic cell surface. The coding region runs from base 844 to 2973 and encodes 709 amino acids. The record is from RefSeq and is a predicted model, not a curated record.